Molecule: messenger RNA, 666 nt
Organism: Schistosoma intercalatum
Lineage: Eukaryota; Metazoa; Platyhelminthes; Trematoda; Strigeidida; Schistosomatidae
Source: the annotation of a GenBank genome assembly
AUGGCGGAGUAUUUAGCGUCGAUAUUUGGUACAGAAAAGGAUAAAGUAAAUUGUUCGUUCUACUUCAAAAUCGGUGCAUGCCGCCACGGAGAGCAAUGUUCAAGACUACAUAACAAACCGUCUUUCGGUCAGACUAUUUUGCUACAAAACCUGUAUAUAGCUCCUCAAAAUACAGCUCAGAGUGCUGAUGGAUCUCACAUCAACCUUACGGAAGUCCAAGCUCAGCAAAUCUUCGACGAAUUUUUCGAGGAGGUCUUUGUUGAAUGUGAGGAGAAGUAUGGGGAAAUAGAGGAAAUGAAUGUGUGUGAUAAUCUUGGUGAUCAUCUAGUUGGAAACGUUUAUAUAAAAUUCAGGCGUGAAGAAGAUGCUGAAAAAGCUGUUCAGGAUUUAAAUGAACGCUGGUUUGGUGGAAGACCAGUUCAUGCUGAGCUUUCUCCUGUCACAGAUUUUCGUGAAGCAUGUUGUCGUCAGUAUGAACUGGGGGAAUGUACAAGGGGUGGCUUCUGCAACUUCAUGCAUUUGAAACCCAUUUCCAGAGAACUUUGUCGUAAAUUGUACAAUCGGAGCAAGAAACGUUAUGGGAGAAGACGUCGAUCACGUUCUCAUUCACCGUCCAAGAGUCGACGUCGCCGUUCAAGAUCAGCUGGUCGUGUGUCAAGGCGUUAG